CAGUGGCCCCAAUUCUAUCAUGUCCGAUGUGGUGGAUCCCGUCGAGCAUAUGCUAAAGAGUACCGGUUGCCUGAAUCUCCACUACAAGGUGCAGGAGUGCAUUGCCGAAACCGGCGACUGGCGGCUCUGUCAGGACGUAGUUAAAGAUUUCAAACACUGCAUGCAAGAUUACACCGACAAGCAGCGGGCAAAGUAUAGCGGGAAGUAA
Anopheles merus is the source of this 208-nucleotide messenger RNA. Its product is annotated as cytochrome c oxidase assembly factor 4 homolog, mitochondrial-like. The transcript has 2 exons. Gene Ontology annotation, biological process: mitochondrial respiratory chain complex IV assembly. Bases 20 to 208 code for a protein of 62 amino acids. Lineage: Eukaryota; Metazoa; Arthropoda; Insecta; Diptera; Culicidae. The record is from RefSeq and is a predicted model, not a curated record. Gene Ontology annotation, cellular component: mitochondrial intermembrane space.